AAAUAAAAUAAAAUUUGGAAGGCGCUGAAGAACUUAACGGCCGGCCCAUCAAUCCCUUUCGAAGUCCCAGCGCUUUUACACCGGAAGACGGAAGAGCAACAAUGGCUCGGCGAUCGCAUCCGACGGAGAUCAGGUGCAUCGCCCGCGACGAGCUGACCGAGGGCGGAGCCGGCGAGAGGCCACUCGCCCAAUAGUCCUCGUCGUCCCUUCGACGACAUCCUCGCCUUGCCCUCGGCACCUCUGUCGGACUCCUCUUCAUCCAUUCUGCCGGAGGCGAUCUGAUCCACAAGCAGGCGUCGAUUUCCCCAAACCCCCAAAACCAGGUGGAAUCACAGAAGCUUCCAUUUCUGAGGAACUCUGUGUGGUGUUGCCUAGCGUUGUUGCCCGCUUCGAAGGCCACUCUUCCUAAGAUCGCCUAAUUGUGCGGUGCCGCAAUCGCUGAAUUGUGAAUUAAGUGGGGCGAUAAAACUAUGAAGAUACGAACUGUGAUGGAAGACCACUCUUCCUGAGAGUCUCUUUCACCUUCGCUACCCUGCCGACCAAGUUACGGCAGUCCGGAUUGAAGAUGCCACGGACGAUUGCAGGGAAGGGGGCUCGGUAGACGAUGGUGAGAUCUGGUGUAAAUCGGUCCAAGGCUCCAAGCGACUUUCUCACAUAAAAAAAAUGAUAAACGGGUUAGACUAGUAGUCAAGUCUAACUUAAAUCAGUGCCGCAAACCCCACGUUGUAUUGAUCAAUUCAAACUGCUCCGUUGAUUUAUCGAGCCCGAUAUUUCAAUUCCGUAGAGUUUAAGCCUGUGUAUUUAAGGCUGUAAAUUCCCCUGUUAAGUUCCACAUGUUUGACCAUUCACGGAUUCAGACUGAAUGAUAAAUAUGUGAAUUAAUUCGACUAGAUUUACAGCUCCCAAAUCCAAACGGCGAUUCUUGCCCAUCAAUUGUACUUAAUUCGCUCUUCGUCGUCCAAUCCCUGCCGCCGCCGCCGCCGCCAUGUCCAGUCCCACACAACCGACGCCGGAUUGGUGGUCGAGGCCCUCCGACCAGGGCCGCAGCAGCUCCUACGACAUGAGCUCGGGCAUCCUCGCCACCGGCCUCAUCUCCCUGGCGCUCGUCGUGGCCGUACUCGUCUUCCUCCACUUCUACGUCCGCUACGUCCUCCGCCGCCGGUACCCUCGCGGAGGCGGCCGCAGCAGCCUCGCCACCGCCAUGGACUUGUUCCGUUUCGACUCCGCCGUCGCCGGGCUCGACCAGGCCCCGGGAGCCGCGGGGCUCGACCCCGCAGCCAUCGCCAACCUCCCGUCCUUCCCCUAUCGGAAGACGAACGGCGAGGAGGAAGAGGAGGCCUCCGGAACCGGCGGACCAGAGUGCGCGGUGUGCCUUAGCGUGGUCGAGGAAGGAGAAAUGGUCCGGCGGCUACCUGCGUGCAAGCACGUGUUCCACGUCGGCUGCGUCGACAUGUGGCUGGCGUCGCACGUAACCUGCCCUGUCUGCCGCGCCACGGUGGAGCCGACGUCACCCGACGCCGCAGUGGUAGAAAUAGGGGAUCCUUCUCGGCCGGCAGCGACAGCGGAGAAGUGGCCAUCUCAGGAAGGACCGUCGGGGACGAAGGAGGGUGGGUCGGGGUCGUUUCGCUUCGACUUGAGCGCGUCGCUGAAGAGGAUGGUGAGCCGGAAUCGGUCCUCUUCGAGCCAGCAAGUGCAGGAAGAAACUACGGAAGAUUUACCGCAGGAAGGGACGUCGGGGACGGAGGAGAGCGGGUCGCCGUCGUUUCGCUUCGACUUGGGCGCGUCGCUGAAGAGGAUGGUGAGCCGGAGUCGGUCCUCGUCGAACCAGCAAGUGCAGGAAGAGACAACGGAAGAUCUUCCGCCUAAUCUAGAGAGAUUGUGAUUGAAUUGCAGCAGUGGACAAUAAGCUCCUGGCAAAUAGUUUGUUUCAUUACGCGUGUGUAUAUCGAGAUUAAUAGUUAGUAUUGUUCUGUUUAGAAAAUUUCAUAAAAUCAAACGAGAAUUAUUUUUCAUUUAGCAA
Zingiber officinale is the source of this 2020-nucleotide messenger RNA. RefSeq names its product RING-H2 finger protein ATL40-like. The coding region runs from base 986 to 1882 and encodes 298 amino acids. Lineage: Eukaryota; Viridiplantae; Streptophyta; Magnoliopsida; Zingiberales; Zingiberaceae. The record is from RefSeq and is a predicted model, not a curated record. The transcript has 2 exons.